This is a messenger RNA of Cantharellus anzutake, 2038 nucleotides long. Its product is annotated as MT-A70-domain-containing protein. Gene Ontology annotation, cellular component: RNA N6-methyladenosine methyltransferase complex; nucleus. The record is from RefSeq and is a predicted model, not a curated record. NCBI's taxonomy places the organism in Eukaryota, Fungi, Basidiomycota, Agaricomycetes, Cantharellales, Hydnaceae. Gene Ontology annotation, molecular function: mRNA m(6)A methyltransferase activity. The coding region runs from base 114 to 1748 and encodes 544 amino acids. The transcript has 11 exons.
CGUAGGAAAGGGGGAGACUAAAGGUUUUGGACGGCUCUAACGCGUCCCUAUCCCAGGGGCAUCGCAAGACGGUGAAUGCGAGCGUCUAUUGCACGUGAUGACGUUGUGAUCUCAUGGAGUUUGGUGACUUCGUUGCGACAACCCUGUGUCAGUUUUUCGCGCGCGGCGGUGACAAACGGCUGAAGUUCCCACUUGACUCCUUCACUCUACUGAGGCAUCUUGUCGUAACUGCGACGGAAUCUGCCACUCAGCAAACUCGGCGCUUGCGUCUGACCGAUCGGCGCGCGUUUAACUCUCACCUCCGCAGACUGGCUGCUGGUUGGGAUAAAGGGUCCAUAAUUUUAUCAGAAGAGCUGCCCCUGAAGGGUUCGUAUUUGGCAGGCGAUGAGCAGGACGUGAACAUCCUCAGCCUUCAGGUCCGCGGCGAUACGGCUGGUCGCAAACGGAAGCGCGACGAGGAGCAUCCUGGCAUACAGUCCCUUGAUUCAAGUGCUUUCCUCGUUUCCGCCACCACAAAGGCCUCACUGGCUUUGUCAUCGUCUCCUUCAGUCAAUCAAGAGCUUGAGGAAAUAUACACCCUCCUUCAGAGAGGAACUGCUCGAGGGAAAUUGCUUGCUGAGCGUCACAUGUCAACCUCCGACGCAUUCGAACCAAUAUGCGAGCACACAACAAAGAAAGACUGUAUAAAGGCCCGUUUGGAUUCCGGGGAAGUAUCAUCGUCGAGGAGCCCUUAUUGUGAAAAGGUUCACUUUAAGCCCCUCAUUCGUCCGCAUACUGAUCCCUCGCUGGGUCACUGUUCAUAUUUGAAUACUUGUUACUCAGAACCCACAUAUGCUAUGUCGCCUUCAAUUCACCCGCUUCCUGCCAUCGCCCGAACAUCGAACGCGGCUUUGCCAUCGGGUCUUGGCGCAGGCGGAAAAGGAAAAGAAAAAGCUCCAUGUCGUUAUCUCCACUUUGAAGUCGACUAUGACGAAGCAGCAGACGCCAAGGCCCAAACUCAAAUCGUCAAGCCACCCAGCAAAAGGAAGUUGGACAUUGGGAACGGCCCCUCAGGGCCAAAUCAGUCUUCACCUCCUCCCCAAUGGAUUAACUGUGAUUUGCGGAAAUUUGAUGCAUCCGUCCUUGGAAAAUUCCAUGUUAUCAUGGCGGAUCCUCCUUGGGAUAUUCACAUGAGUUUGCCAUACGGUACAAUGACCGAUGACGAGAUGAAGAGCAUGCCAAUCCCUGCCUUACAGGACGAAGGAUUACUAUUCUUAUGGGUUACUGGCAGAGCGAUGGAUGUUGGGCGAGAAUGCAUGCAGGUAUGGGGCUAUACCCGCGUAGACGAGGUUGUUUGGGUGAAGACGAAUCAACUCCAGCGAAUGAUACGCACAGGUCGAACGGGCCACUGGUUAAAUCAUACCAAAGAGCACAUGCUCGUGGGGAUCAAGACUGUCCUGGAUGAGUCCGGCAACCUCAAGUGGCCAUCUUGGGUCAACAGAGGCAUCGACACGGACGUGAUUGUCAGUGAGGUCCGCGAAACCAGCCGGAAACCGGAUGAAAUUUAUGGAGUCAUUGAGAGGAUGUGCCCGGGAGGUCGAAAGAUAGAAAUUUUCGGUCGGAAGCACAACACACGUCCAGGUUGGCUUACACUAGGGAAUCAGCUCGGCGACGACUGCAUUGUAGAUCCCGAGUUGGCAGCACGCAUUGAAGCCAGAUAUCCGGGACGUUCAUACGCAAAUCAGUCGUCGCCCGUCCAGUCACAGUGAAAAUAAACAGAUAUUGGUUGCUCUAGGUUGAUCUCUAAGGGUCAGAACGGUGGAAGGAGAAACAUGGGGUCGAGGAAGGUUUACGACAUGCGGAUCUCCUGUUGAGGCCUGGGAGGCAACAGCGAGGAAUUGAAUGAAAGCUUGGGUUGUGCUGUAACUCGAAGCUAUUCUGGGAGGCCCUACAGCCUGUAUGAUGGGAGCAAGGCUGCAGUUUGAGUAAAACGAAAUGUAUUCUUUGCUAUGUCAAUACAUGACUGAGCUCGUUGAAACGCUCGGAGAAUGAAACUUCA